UUGGGAAAAUAGUAUAUUCUUUGGGGCUGUGGCGAUGGCGGAGUACAGCAGCAAGGCGCAGAAAACUGCAACUGCCAUUUCUACGCCUCCGCCAAGCAGCUGCACCACCACCACCGACGCACAAGGAACUCGUAAGCCUCCAUUCACCAUUGUCCAGGAUGAUAGCAAGCCGACUCUCCGCGACCCGCUGACGACCUCCGACCCAAUCGAGACGGAGCAAAUCCUCCUCCAGCCCCCCCUCUUCAGGAAAACGUGAAGCUCAUCACCACUGGAGAGGAUGGUUAGGAAUGUGAAAGGUAGGACAAGUUUUUUUUGCUUCUUUGCAAGCUCUUUUCAAGGUUGACGAGAGAAACCAUGGUGGAUAAAGCCAACUUUCCGCUCGGGAGCGUUGCCUCUUACAACAGUGUGCUCUCCGGAUUCGCACGGGCUCAUCUCUGGAGCAAGGCAGAGAGCCUCUUGGCUCAAAUCCUCCACACACACCGCACAGAUUCCAGUCUCGUCUCCACGAGCUUCGGCUUGGUGAUCAGCUCCUACGGCAAAGCUGGCAUGCUCGCAAACAUGGAGAGCCUCUUCCGCUGCAUGCUCAACGAAGGCUGCUCGCCGAGCACGUCGACUUUCAACGCGAUGAUCAGCGUCUACGGCAAGGCGCUGCGAAUCCCAGACAUGGAAGCCGCUCUACAAGCCAUGCUUGCGGAGUUUCCAGGAGUGGAACCGAACGUUAUCACCUGGUGCUGCCUGGCCGACGCUUACAGGAGAGCGAAGCUCGACGCUCGGGUCGACAUGGCUCUGGAGAAACUGCUGCUCAAGCCGGAGGAGCUCGACGCAAAGGCGUAUGGUCUCAUGGUGGACAUCUACGGGCGAAGGAAGGACUUCCAGAGCGUGGAGAGAUGCUACAAGGAGAUGGUAGACGCGGGUUUCAAGCCCGACGUCUCGGCCUGGACGUCGAUGGUGAAGAGCUUCGGCGCGGCCAAGGGACGUGACGGCGUGGACGAGAUCUUGAGCCGUGUUUCGUCGUCCCAGCUCGAGCCGGACGCGAGGUUCUACUUGUCUCUUCUCGAGAGCUACCGAGCGAGUGGUUCUUUCAGAAAGAUGGAGGAAGUUUUGCGCCUGCUCAAGCGAUCCAAGCCCAGCAAGGCCGAGCUCGUCAAGGCUGUCAACAUCGUCUUGGACGCGUAUGGAGCCAAGGGGUCUAUCAGGAGGAUGGAGCAGACGCUGGACGAAAUGGAGGACGAUGGCAUAGAGCCCGACUCACGGACUUACACCGCGCUCGUCGCUGGAUACGCAAAGGCAAGGAUGGUGAGGAGAAUGGAGAGUACGUUUCUGCGGAUGCGAGUGGCAUGCUGCGCUCCAGACGAGUUCGUCUACAAUGCGUUGAUCGAUGGGUACGCGAGCUUGGGCAUGGUGGAAGAGGCCGAGCAAAAGCUUGCGGAGAUGUCCAGGUCGGGGCUCAAGGCGAGCGUGGUGGAGCUCACGUCGGUGCUAAACUCGUACAAGAACUCGCCACACCACAGGGCUCGUUUGCCGGCGAGAUUCUUCCAGCUCCAGCUCGAGUUUGGAGGAGAGAUCUUUCGGCCGGACGAGCAGACAAUGGCGAUCUUUCUGUCCGCUCUCGAGGCCGCGGAUUCGACCGGAGCGAGGGCGGAGCUGGUGGAAUGUAUCCGGCGGUGUGAUAGCUCUGGAACAGUCGCCAAGCUCUUGGAAGCUCCAUGCGAAGAGAACGAGAUCAUGGAUCUAGAUGGCGGCGGGAGGCUUUGGAACGGCGUCGAGCGAUUGCUACUGAGAGCCAAGGAUCCGGCCGUGCUGUGCGACUCGCUGGUGGAUGUUUUGUCAUUCCGUGGGCUUGGCGCGAGAGCUUCAAGGUUGCUGGGCAUAGCUUGGGAUCGUGGCUUGCUUCCAAGGCUGGAGAGUGUCCGAGGGGAUGCAAUUGUUUUGGAUCUUCAUGGUUUCUCUGUGGGGGUGGCCGAGGUGGCUUUGAUGCUGUGGCUCUCGAGGCUGGAGAGCUCGGGACGUCCAUUUGGUUCCAUUAGCAUUGUCACGGGAUGGGGAAGAAGCAGCAAAAGCUGUGGUCAUUCUCCUCUCAAAAGUGCUGUUGAGGCAAUUCUAUGGAAGCGAGAAUUGCCCUUUGCAUGGGAUAGAAACUUGGGAGUUCUAAAUGUUAGAUUACAAUAGAGAUGCGAGAUUCGCAACUUUGGAAUUUUUCUUA
Molecule: messenger RNA, 2203 nt
Organism: Selaginella moellendorffii
Lineage: Eukaryota; Viridiplantae; Streptophyta; Lycopodiopsida; Selaginellales; Selaginellaceae
Product: pentatricopeptide repeat-containing protein At3g18110, chloroplastic
Exons: 3
Coding region: 355-2169 (604 amino acids)
Molecular function (GO): protein binding
Source: RefSeq, a predicted model, not a curated record